This is a messenger RNA of Trichoderma virens Gv29-8, 2907 nucleotides long. RefSeq lists its product as uncharacterized. The record is from RefSeq and is a predicted model, not a curated record. Lineage: Eukaryota; Fungi; Ascomycota; Sordariomycetes; Hypocreales; Hypocreaceae. The coding region runs from base 1 to 2907 and encodes 968 amino acids. The transcript has 8 exons.
AUGGCCGCCGGAAGUCCACCAAACAUUGCAGGCUGCACUCCACCGGUUCAUCUCCAGAGCAAUACCGAUGUCGAGAAUGAGCCUCAGCCGCUGUCUCGUCCCGCAUCCACCAAGCUUCGCUUCCUCGCUCAAGCUCCACCACUCAAGACUACAACCACCUCGGCAGCACAGUCUGAAUACGGCAGCAGACGCAGCUCUUAUAUAACCCCAAUAGACCAGAUUCUCCCGGAAGACCACAUCGAUCCGGACACGUUUGGCGUGGUCGAGGAGCGAGAUGGCUUCUUUGACGCCUUGUUUCUCAAACACACGCCGUUGAUGCCGCAAGGCUUUAUAGAACGAUCAAGAGCAUCGCUGCCCGCUGCUUUCGAUAAGGAUUCACCUCUGGCAGCUAGUCGGUUUAUACCAAGACAGAUUCGUGGGAUCAAAUCGGUGCUCAGACGUAUCGCCACAACUCGAACCGGCAUUCGUCUGCUCAGAUCCUUUACCGCCUAUUUCGCAGCCUACAUCCUAUGCUUGAUACCAGCUGUCCGAAGGUGGCUUGGUCCGACUCACUACAUAAUCGCCGUCUCAGUCAUCCUGAACCACCCAGCCAGGAGUUUGGGUGCCCAGGUUGAAGGUGCUAUCUUCACCACUAUUGGGACUGCAGCUGGGAUUGGGUGGGGAGUUACCGGUCUUUUACUAUCUACAUCGACCACUGCCGCCAGUAAUGGUUACGGUGGCAUUCUGGCACUUUUCCUCGCUCUGUUCAUGGCUGUGGUGGCAUGGACGCGUUCGUUUUAUGCGAGAUUCUACCAGAUGGUCGUGUGCGCAGGCGUAGCAAUCAUCUUCACUGUCUUGGCCCAGACUCAAGGCAACAUCAUUGUGUGGGAGAAACUGAGAAACUAUGCUGUUCCCUGGCUUUUGGGACAAGCCAUUGCGCUGCUGGUGAACUGUACCAUAUUCCCUGAUGCUGGCGCGAGACCGCUUGCUCUUGUUUUCCACAAUUCAUUUUCCCUCAUGCUGGAGGCUAUCGUGAUCCCACGUCCACGAGAUACCAGAUUCAGGCGAAGUUUAGUGCGUGCGUUUGUGGACCUAUCUGCCGCCAACCGUGAGAUGCAUACCAGUCUCACCAUUACACGAUUCAAGCCGAACGAUGUGAAAGACUUGAGAAAUAUCAUGCAAGCCGUCAUCCGUGCUCUGUUGGCCAUGGAAACGGAGAGUGCGCUCUUCAGCGAGACCGAUGAUGGCCAAGUCCCUAUAUCGGAUGUAACACGCACUGUGAUUCGAAAACUGGCAAAGCCUACCAAGGAGAUUCUCGCAUGCAUGAACCUUGGCUUGCAGACAAGCCAAGCCGCACUGAUGGACCUGUCGGGCUACCGACAAUAUCUUGGCCCUCCAAUGGCCGUUUCAAAUGACAUUGCCCCAGUUCAAGUCCGAAUGAGGACUGCCAAAGCCAUCUUCGACGGCGUCGAGUCGGAACUCCUCGAAUCGGGCCAGCUACCCUCAUCAUCGAUGAACGACUCAGCCGUUGUCCAGCUAUUCAUCUUUGCAAGACAUCUUCGCGAAACUGCAACCACAAUCGAGAGCCUCAUGGGUAAAGUAUACACCAUGCAGCAAUGUUCCAACUGGCCACGGCCUCACCUACCUUCAUAUCCACUCCACAAAGCCGUACACUGCGUCAAUCCUCAGGUCACCCAUGACCGAGGCGGAGCCACAGCCGGAUCAUACCACAAGAACAGUCUAGGCUACAAAAUCUGGCAAGUUAUGCACCUUCUCCAAGGCUACGAGAGCCGAUACGCCUUUAAAGCCGUUUUAGUCACGUCCCUCCUUUCAAUCCCCUCCUAUCUAAGCUGGGACAAAGUCUGGUGGGACGAGUACGAGGCAUGGUGGGCUGUUACCAUGAGCUGGCUCCUCAUCCACGCUCGUGUAGGCGGCAAUGUUCAGGACUUGAUUGCCAGAGCUGUCCUGGCUAUACUAGGUGCCGUAUGGGCUGGGAUAUCACAUGCCGCGGGAGAUGGAAACCCUUACGUAGUCGCAGUUUUUGCAACCAUUUUCAUGGUGCCCAUGCUAUAUCGAUUUACGCUGAGCUCACAUCCGAGAUCUGGUCUCGUUGGCUGCUUGUCUUUCACAGUCAUUUCGCUCCAGCUCCAGGCCGGCAACUUGCCUUCUUCGCCAGCCCUAACCGCCGUCUAUAGAGGCGUCAUAUUCCUCGUUGGUACGACCGCGCCCAUCGUGGUGAACUGGUGUUUGUGGCCAUUUGUCGCAAGACACGAACUCAGGAAAUCGCUGUCUUCAAUGCUAUUCUUCCUAAGCAUCAUUUACCGAAACGUCGUGGCAAAAUACAUUUACUUCGAGGAAGGCAAAGAGCCCACACCAGAAGACAUAGUCAAAUCCGAAAUCCUCGAGGGCCGCAUCAGAGAAGGCUUCGUACGCAUCAGACAGCUCCUCGUCAUGACCCGUCAUGAAGUCCGCCUUCGCAGCCCUUUCAACCCCCUUCCAUACUCCGGCCUGGCAGAUUCCUGCGAACGCUUCUUCGACUAUCUCAUCGCCGUGCGCCAAUCUGCCGUCUUCUAUAACCCAGACUAUAUCCGCGACGACCCCGUUGCCGCACAGCGCCUCCUUGGCUUCAGAAGAGAUGCUGUGGCAUCCAUCCUAGCAAACUUAUACAUCUUCGCCGGGGCUCUCCGUGCCAACAGAAAAGUCCCACGAUACCUCCCCAGCGCCGCCGCAGCAAGAAGAAAGCUCCUCCUAGAAACCGCCGCCGUGGAGGAUGAAAUGGCCCAAACCAGCCACGAGAGCGACGUCCGAUGGCACAAGAAGUGGAGCGACAUAUACAGCUACUCGUACAACGAGAGUCUUACGGGCUGCGUGGCCCAGCUAGAAGAGCUGGAGAAGUUCACCAAGCUCAUUGUAGGCGAGCAAGGGUAA